Molecule: messenger RNA, 1844 nt
Organism: Salvia hispanica
Lineage: Eukaryota; Viridiplantae; Streptophyta; Magnoliopsida; Lamiales; Lamiaceae
Product: putative late blight resistance protein homolog R1B-16
Biological process (GO): defense response to other organism
Molecular function (GO): ADP binding
Source: RefSeq, a predicted model, not a curated record
UCUAUUUUGUCAAAAUGCGUUUGCAGAGCAACAAGGUUGCCCUCCUGAGUUGGAGGAGACUGCAAAGAAGAUAGUUGCACGGUGCAAAGGACUUCCCCUAGCAAUUAUUGUUGUCGGAGGCCAUCUCAGGAAGUCCCCAGCGGAUCUAGACUACUGGGAGAAUGUUGCACAAUCAAUUUUGUAUACUUCAGGGAUUGAUGAGCAAUGCUUGAAUGUAUUAUCUUUGAGUUAUCGGUACUUGCCUGCUCAUCUAAAGCCAUGUUUCCUACUCCUUGGAGCAUUUCCAGAAGAUGAAGCGAUUUACGGGCAGGUUGUUCUUAAACUUUGGAUCGCUGAAGGAUGUAUAGAACAUUUUGAUAAUCGCAUAUUGGAAGAGGUUGCAGCGGAUUAUUUAUGGGAUCUUCAUAUGAGAAAUCUCAUAUUAAUGGAUAGCUUGGACCAUAAGAGAGACUUAUAUAUAUUUAGAGUACAUGAUAUAGUAAGAGAAUUGUGCCUACAAACUGCCAAGAAAGAGGAGUUUUUAUCAGUGGUUGAAACUUCACGAAGCAUAAUUAGGGAGCAUCGGGUAUUAUCCAGUGGAAAGGUGAAUCGUGAAACAAUAACCACGGAUGCCCCAGUCCGUUGUCUGAUAUGCAAUGGAGGUCGUCACGGUAUAAACAAGCUGAAUGACUUGAAAUUGUUGAAAACGUUGAGUAACGUUGCUACGACAUUCAUAAGUGAGUCUAUUUUUCAGCAAGUAAACUUGAGGGUAUCUUAAUGUGAGUCUUGUUUAUAUCCCUCGCCGGAUUCUUUAUUAUCUUCCCUCGUCAAUAUCAUUGCUUUGGAAUCUGCAAAUAUUAACAAUUUAUGUACCAAAUCAAUCAAAAGUAAUUGCACCUUAUGUGAUUUGGGAGAUGCUACAGCUUAGGCAGAUUGAGGUCGACAUGAUUUGUCUCAUUGAUCCUCUUCCUGUGGAUGAAGCAAAUCGCAUGGUUAUGAGAAAUCUAAACACACUUUCGAAAGUGGAGAAUUUCAGGCUUAGUGAAGAGGUUUGCAAGAGAAUCCCCAAUGUGAGACAACUAGAGUUAUCCUAUUGUGAUGAAGUAAGUUGGUAUUAUUGUCCCCACAAUCUUGUCUGCUUCCAUCAGCUGCAAAACCUAGCAUUGGCGUUCGAUGGCAAUUCCAAGUGGUGUGAGUUUGCUACGAGCCUCACUUUCCCAAGUUCUCUUCGGGUGCUGCUUUUAAUUAAUUGUGGUGUCGAUUGGGAAGAGUUGACAAUGAUGGUUGGAUCAUUGCCUAAUCUUGAAAAGCUUUCACUGAUUCAAAAUUCAGUCAUUGGAUCUGUUUGGACGCCUGUUGAGGGCAAAUUCUGUCACUUGAAAACCUUGAUUAUUGAUCGUUGUGGUGAUUUAGUUUGUUGGAAUGCUGACAGCUCCCAUUUUCCAGUCCUAGAAUAUCUUCGUCUAGAAGAUUUGUGUAAAUUGAUUGAGCUCCCUUCAGGAAUAGGAGAAAUAGCAACGCUCGAACAUAUUUAUUUGAGAUGUUGCAGCGCAUCUUCGAGCAUUUCCGCAAUGAGAAGAUUGGCGGAACAAGAGGAGCUUGGUAAUGAGAGCCUUCGACUUACUGUAUAUUUUCGUGGUGACGAGGAAACAAUGGAGAGCUUUAAGAACGAGGUUCACGAAGAGGGUCUGACCAGCAGUACUAAUCUGUCACUGCAUCUCCUCAGUUGCUAAUAACAUCCAUUCAUCUGCUCCUUGCAUCUCAAGGUUAUUUGAGUCAUAUUUUAUUUCGGGAUGUGCAUAGGACCGGUGCUCUUCAAUCUGAAGUAAUAUUAUGGUGGCCAUGGAGCAUGGAAGAAAAGCAAA